AUGGACACGUCUGUAGCGGUUAACUCAUUGAGGGCACAGUUCCUGAAAGUGUGUCCUGAGAGAGAUCAAGUUAGGAGGAUAGUCAAACCUUACGACUCAAAGAAUCACAAUAAUUAUACGCUGGAUGAUAUAGAUGAUAAAGUUAAAGAUAUGUAUAGGAACAACAAUGGAACGUACAUGUUACCUGAGCUGGAAUCAUUACCUAUUAUGACCAAUUUCUUAGAAGAUUAUAUUACGACAAGAAAGAUCAGAAAUGCAAAGGCUAAUAACAAAAAUAAUAAUAAUGGUAGUAGUAAUAAUAUUCAUGAUGAAGAUAUACAAGGACAAGAAACCCUCACUAAGAAGUCCCAGUUGAUGGAUGAUCCAUCUAUCUUAAGAGGAGAUAGUAUGUUAUUUAAUCCACAAGAGGUCGACAGACUUACAUCUGACAAUACUAAAUUAAACAACAAUUAUGGUCGAAUUAAUGGAAAUAAUGGAGUUCCUCAGUUUGCUUCGGUAACUUAUGACUCAGAUGAUUCCGAUUCUGAAUCCCAAACUAAACAUAAGAUAUCUGCUUUACCUUUUACUCGAAUCUUUAAAGGUAAUAAGAAGGAUCCCAAUGGUAAGAAUACAACAUCUCGCACUACAUCGAUAACUUCAAAUUCAACGAGAGGAACUGCCACAACUAGUAAUUCCGCUGCUGCAAUUGCUCAAAAGAAAUUGAAGAAGCAUUCCAAAUAUUCUAUGAAUUUUGAUUAUGAUGAUAUUUUAGAUGAGGAUCUUGAAGAUGAAGGUGAAGAUGAGGAAGAGAACAAUGAAGAUAAUCAAUUAAAAUCACAAUUUUUCCAAUUGGAUAGAUCUACAUCAGCAUUGAAUGAUAAUACUAAUUCUAAUACCAAUACCCAUGGACCAACAAAUAAUGGUAACUCAAAUAUUGCUGUUGAUAAAUUGAAAAUUGGAACAAAAGCAUUUAGUUUAGAUAGAAGAUCAUUAUUAGAAAAUGCAUUUUCUUUGCCUAAGGACAAUGAUGUCCAUAUUAGAUCGGAUAAUAGUGAUCACUCGUUAAGUAAUACUAGCCAACAAGGAAAUAAUACAAACGAUACUGUUUCUACAAGUGGUAAUAUCAUUAAUGUAUCGAGACUUAAGUCUCAUCUCCCACAAAUUCCAAUUCUUGAUAGUUCACGGAAUAAUGGCAACUCAAACAUUAAUAAUAAUAAUGGUAAUGGUAAUACCUCUAAAAACGCUCAAUCUGAUAAGGAACUUAAUAAAAAUUCAAAAAGUGAUAGUAAGAUUGGAGAUUCUGAUUUAUCUGAUAUUGAGUCCUUCAUUAAAGAAGAUGAUUUAAAGAGUAUAAACUUGGAUCAUCAUAAUUCAAAUAAUAAUAAGUCAAUGGCGUCGAGUCCCAUUGAUUCAAAGCCUGUAGCUUACGCACACAGUGUAGGUAUGGUUCAUAGCGAAGGGUUAUCCGAAGAUGAUGACAUUGAAGAUGGAGAUAGUAAUAUGCAUCAUACCCAGGAUAGUACCUCUGAACAUCAUGAUCUAAGUGAAGUUUCUUCCUUCGGUAAAUCGUUGUUGGAAUCAGAAUAUACAAGUAAUGAAUAUUUGAAAACUGAAAAUAGUGAUAGUGCGACGGAUCAUAUGUCGUUAGAUACAGAUAUUGUACAUCAUACAAUAUCAUCACAUUCUAUCCCGUUAUCAUUUGAAGGGUACGGUUUAUAUCAAGGUGCAAAUGAUUCUACAUUAAACAACGUGUUAGAUAGAGCAGUUACAAAGAUUAAGUCGAAUGCGCCACAUAUAGGUCGUGAUAGAGCCAACUCAGCUACUUCGAGGAGAAACUCGAUAACACAAGUUCUAAACUCAAAGCGUGCUUCAUUAACUUCAAACCCAAUGAUGAAACAAAACGUCUUAAGACAUCAUUUAAGAUCAACCUCUAACAAUGCUGCGGAGAAUAGCAAAUAUUCAGGAGUAUAUGGAUCAUCCCUUCACAAAAAUAAAACUUUGUUGAAGAAUGAACCUCUCUCAAAGGCCCCUGUACCAUCUCGAUCAUCAAGUCGUACUAGUAGAAGAAGUUCAAGAGAUAUUUCAUUACAUUUUGAAAAGAUACCCACCUCUCCUAUACCAAAAACUACUAAUUCACACCUAUCAUCAUUAUUUAAUAAGAAAAAGCAUAAAGUUACCAAUCCUGUUGAGGUAUUAGAAUACUUUUCAUUUGUAUCUGGUAAUACUGUUCCUAGGUUUGAUGCAAUGGACUUAGAAGUAUACAUUCAAUUGUCGAAAAAAUACAAAAGAAAUUCAUUUAAAACCAAAGUUAGAAAGACAGCCAAGAUAUUCGAUGUAAUUGGAUAUAUUCUUUAUCUUUACACUACGGAAUUUAAACCAGAUAAUAUGGACCAGGACGGAUUGGAUAUGCGUAUUUUGAUCAAUCCAAAUAAUUUCGCAUUACACAUUGUUGAUGAAGACGGUGAACCAUUUGAAGAUAAUUUUGGGAAGUUGAAUAGAACAAGUACGAUGCAAUCUAUUUCAGAUAAUGAGAUUGUACUUUGCAGAGUUGGUGAAGAAGAAAAAUUAAAAAACGAUGAGGAUACCCCAGUUCCUUAUGAUGUUAAUGGUGAUGUAAUUGAAUAUGCAAAGUCAAUAUCAUCUAAGGCCUCUGGAGGUACUAAUAAUGAAGACAACACACUAAACCAAUUAAGUUUCUACAAACCUAUUGUUGGUGGUAAUGUCGAUGAUCUAGCAAAUAACGCGAAUAGUUCAAAUGUUCUAGAGGUUACAGUUUACAAAUAUCCAAACAUCAAUCCAAAAUUUAAUUUCACUACCAUUAAUGUACUGGUCACUGGUAAUAUUAACGAUAUCCUAGUAAAAUAUUGUAGGAUGAAGAAUAUGGAUCCAAACGAAUAUUCUUUGAAAAUGAUUGGAAAAAAUCGUAUAUUUGAUUUAAAUGAUACCGUUUUGAGACUGGAUGGUAACAAUAAAGUGGAGAUAAUAUCCAAGAAAGAGGCUCGUAGAUUACAACUAGAAAAAAUCAAGCCAAAUCUAACAAAACCACAGUUGCCUACUAUUCAAAGCAAUGAUUUAACUCCGAUGACUUUGGAACCAGCACCAGCAUUCAUGACUACUGAGAACUCUAACGAUGGAGCAGCCCCAGCUACUGAAGUGCCUGUUCCAUUCACAAAAUUACGUAAGACUUCUGGUAAGAUCAAACUUAAUCUCUCCAAACAACCUUCUUCAGGCAGCAACAAUGUCGGUAGUAACAAUUCAGGAAGUUUUUUCAAGAACAAGGACUCCUCUAGACAUUCUCUACAUACACCGAUGCAAACAUAUCACAACAAUCAUUCAGGUAUUCUAAACGAGUAUACACCUGAUAAUGAAACUAGCAACAACAAUUUCCAAGAUUUGUUUUCGGGUGCAUAUCACAAAUAUAAAGUCUGGAGAAGACAACAAAUGUCCCUGAUCAACAAGCAUGAAAGAACCUUAGCAUUAGACGGUGAUUAUGUGUACAUUGUACCUCCAGAAGGAAAGAUGCAUUGGCAUGAAAAUGUUAAGACUAAAUCUUUCCACAUAAGUCAAGUUAUCCUUGUGAAAAAGUCCAAGAGGGUAGCCGAAUACUUUAAAAUAUACGUUAGAAGAGGUCCCGACGAUAUCAAGCGUUACUACUUUGAGGCCGUAUCAGCACAGGAAUGUACUGAGAUUGUCUCCCGUAUCACAAACCUGCUGAAUGCUUACAAGAUGAAUCAUAAAUAG
Molecule: messenger RNA, 3720 nt
Organism: Maudiozyma saulgeensis
Lineage: Eukaryota; Fungi; Ascomycota; Saccharomycetes; Saccharomycetales; Saccharomycetaceae
Source: the annotation of a GenBank genome assembly